ACUAAAAUCUUACCGGUAGAGAGCGCAACGUGUCCAACUGUAAGUGACCUAACCUAUGACAGAUUACUGGUGACGUUUGACGUGCUAACAGGUGUUAUUGUAAGCAACACACGAUGAACGGAACACUUUUCUUACUACUUCUUACCUGCCUAAUUACAUUGGACUACGUGAAUGCAUAUAUUGAACAAAAUGAAGAUUCACGAGAACAAUCAGGAUUUAAUCUCCUUAAACUGCUUCGAACAUAUGGCGAACGAGGAAGAGGAAGUAGUCGUAGGAAUAUUGACAAUGAUUUGGAAACAUGGACUGGUAGAUGGAUGCCGGAUAGAAUUGGUGAUCCUACACCACCACCAAAAAUAUUACCUAAGAAUGAAUAUUCUCAUGAUGAUUAUUCACAGAAUUUUAUAAAUUCAAUACAUAUGGGUAUAAUAUCUACACAAUGCGAUGAUGCUAAGACAAAUUUAACGAUUGAUUGGAAUGGAUCACCGGUAAAUCAUACUUGUUACAACAGACGUAUUAUACCUAACACCAAAAUCAUUCCUAUAUUGUACUGUGAAAAUGUACCAACAGCAUAUGUGGCUGCUCAUAAAUGUAUGAACGAGAAGAUAGAAUAUGACGAUGAUUUACCAAUUUAUGGAACGCAUAGACCAUUAUGGCCUGUUUAUGGUGAAUAUAAAUUUUUACCAAAACAAAGAUGGCUUCAUAGUAUGGAGCAUGGAGCUGUUGUUAUGUUAUAUCAUCCAUGUGCUAAUCCAUUAGAAGUGAAACGUUUGAAAACUUUAGUUAAAAGUUGUCUUUGGCGACAUAUUAUAACACCGUACAAUCUUUUGGACACAAAUAGACCUCUAGUAUUAUUAACAUGGGGUUGUAGAUUGACAAUGUCGUAUGUCAAUCCUACAAUAGUAAGACACUUUAUUCGUGAAAAAGCUCUACAUGGUCCAGAACAAUUAUCGGAUGAUGGACAAUUUCAAGAUCAACUUGUUUCUAAAGCAAAGGUUGUUUAUGAUAAUGAUGAUACCAUGAUUUGCCCCUAAUUAAAUGAUGGACACGUACAAUAAUCAAUUAUUAUUAUUAUUAUUUUGGUAUUUUUUUUUUUUUUUUAUGAGAUUACAAUAUUUUCAUUUUGU
This is a messenger RNA of Polistes dominula (European paper wasp), 1124 nucleotides long. RefSeq lists its product as uncharacterized. Lineage: Eukaryota; Metazoa; Arthropoda; Insecta; Hymenoptera; Vespidae. Gene Ontology annotation, cellular component: cytoplasm. The record is from RefSeq and is a predicted model, not a curated record.